Molecule: messenger RNA, 2289 nt
Organism: Amphiprion ocellaris (clown anemonefish)
Lineage: Eukaryota; Metazoa; Chordata; Actinopteri; Pomacentridae
Gene: fbxw12
Product: F-box and WD repeat domain containing 12
Exons: 10
Coding region: 127-1551 (474 amino acids)
Molecular function (GO): protein binding
Source: RefSeq, a predicted model, not a curated record
GCUGAACCUCCCUCCGCUCCUUGUCCCUGUAUUCUUUCCGUAGCUUCCCCAAGCUUGUCGUUGCGCCGUCGCUUUCAGUUCAGAAAAAGCUAAGCGAAGAAGCAGUUAAAGAUCAUUCAUGUCAGCAUGGACCCUGAUCACCCACAGCUGAUCGGCGACUGCCUCAUUCAUAUCUUUACAUUUCUGACCGAGGAGGAUUUGAUCAGAGUUUCCAGUGUGUGCAAGGACUGGCAUGAAGCUGCAGAGACUCCUUGGUUAUGGAGGAGGAUGUGUCUGCAGCGCUGGAGUUUCUGCAACCUCUCUGUACUGGGGAAGGAACAAGUAAAUCACUCGUGGAAGACAUACUUCUUGAGACGGUGCCAUUUGGAGACGAAAAUGACGAAAGGUCAAUCAGGAGGAUACACCUGCAAAAGCCUCAGAGGGCACACGGGCAGGGUGGUAGGGUUGGUCUAUGUGCAGGGGAAUUCAGUCCAGCAGCCAGACCUCUGGAACAGCAGUGCCACAGUCUGCAGUGCUUCUACUGAUGGUACAGUCAGAGCAUGGAACGUCCAAAAUGGUGAGCGCCUGUGGUGCAGUCCUGUGCAGAGUCCUUUGACAGGAAUUGUAAGUGAUGAACAGCGUGAAGUUGUGAUCACAGCAGACUCUACUGGCCUCAUUAAGACAUGGCAAAGCCAGACUGGCCAAGAACUGGCCUCCUUUUCUACUGCCUCUCCACACUGUACAUUAUUACAGUACAGUAUAAACAAUGACUGGUUUGUGACUGUUGGAACCAGUCAGGGAUCUGUGUGCACGCUAGUUGAUUUAACUUUGACUAAAAAGUCCAGCAUCGUGGUGUGUGACACCUUUAGAGUGAACAUACUCCUAGUUUCACCUGACAAGAAGUGGAUUGCAGCUGGAACCAAGGACAAUGAUGAUUUAAGUCCAAAGGUGCUUUACACUGAGAGUUUGACCUCUCCAUCUGAGGACGAAGAUCCUCUGUGCCAGUCUGUGCCAGUCACUGGGUGCCAGGCUGCUGUCUUCAUACCCACCCAGCCUGCCAGGUUGGCCAUCAUCCACCAGGACCAGCACCCAAACAACAGAGCUCUCACUGUCUUUGAUGUCAGCAUUAAAAAGUCGAAGUACAAGUCCGAGAUUCAAGUCCAGCAGGUGGAGUUCUUCCCUCUGACUCUGAACUUGUGGCGCUCAGAUAUCCUUCUAGAGGCCAAAGACAGCAACCACAUAGUGCUGGCAGCUGGUGAACAGCUAUGGGUCUACUCACUGAAAGGAAUCCUGCUGGCUACCUUUAAAGAUCAUACUCUGCCGAUUUCUUCAAUAAGUGUGGAUAGUUUUCGUGUGGUGACAGCAUCUCAGGACCUUUCUUUACGAGUGCUGACUUGGAGAAAUGACAGAGACCGUGGUUUGACCCUGGAGAGCCAAUACCACUUACUGGGAGGCUCUCACACCAUGUCCAGAGCGUUCACCCAUGUUGCCUGUGACUACUCCAGCAUUGUGGCCUCAGUAGAAGGUAAUGAUGGGAAAGACGUCUUAAAAGCUUAUUCUUUCACCUCCUGAGCAUCACAGCUCCACUAUAGUGCCUGCAUGCAGUUUGCACAACCCACUGGAAGGAAAAACAUUUGAUUUUAUUAUGAAUUGUUCAUCAUACAGAGUAGACUUACAAUAGGAUGUUCUUUGGCGAGACUAUGUUUACAAAAAAGGGAAUGUAAUACAGAUAAACACUAUGGGAAAGGCAUUUAUAGACUGUGUGAACAAUGUGCUUAUUAAGAAAUAAGAAGUCGCCCAAGUGUAAGGAUAAUGUUAAAUAUCUACUCUUUUCGAGCUGAGAUAUGCAAGUAUUGAGUGUGUCCUGGCUUAAGGCAUAAUGCGUUGCAAAAUAUAUUCUUGUCAUCUGUUCUUUAAUAUGUUACAUCCACAUUCUGCUGAGGUAAAAUAAUCCUGAGGCAAGUUAGUUAUGUUUUUGUGACAAUAAACUAUAUACAAAUGUUCAUAUUAAGCCCACACUGACAAAUGUGUGUUUUUACAUAAUUAAUAAUUUUGACAAAAGGCACAAAAGCAUCAUUUUCUUUUCCACGCAGACAGUGCACCACACAUACACAAAUGGUAGCACUUAUGUUAAUGAAAUGGGAGCCAUAGCUGUCUCAUCUUCUCCAGUUGUCAUACAUCUCAUGUCCUCAAGAACAAACUUUAGGACUGCUGUCAUGGACUCAUAAACUUUUCUCCCUUCCUCUGAAUUAUUAUCCAGCUGUUGAAAGGAAAACAAGAUUCAGUAAAUGCAUUAAAUGGUGAAAACGA